Molecule: messenger RNA, 1638 nt
Organism: Lotus japonicus
Lineage: Eukaryota; Viridiplantae; Streptophyta; Magnoliopsida; Fabales; Fabaceae
Product: protein trichome birefringence-like 21
Exons: 2
Coding region: 206-1423 (405 amino acids)
Cellular component (GO): Golgi apparatus
Molecular function (GO): O-acetyltransferase activity
Source: RefSeq, a predicted model, not a curated record
UAACACAAUAAAUACCAUUGUUAUUCGUCAAACCAAUCUAAAGCUUCAAUUGUGGGAGUAUAUGAGUGGUUCCCUGAUACGUUUCCCCUGUUCAUCACAGUUGCUUCUGCUUUUUUUUGUUUUGUUUAUUAUAGUAACUUUGAGGGAACCACCACUCACCUGACACAAACAACCAAACCAACCCUCAUUUUCAUUUUUCACCGCCAUGAAGUUUGAAGAAAUCGAGCUUUUCAGAUGCAAGCACGCUGUUCCCAGAACGGUUUACCUCUUACCAGUCACCGUGCUCCUCGCCGUGGUCCUCCUCACUCUGCUCAGAAACUGGAACCAAUAUUCAUCUUCUGCAACCACUUUGGGAGCAACUGAAACAACAGAAUAUUGCAACCUUUUUUCUGGAGAAUGGGUUCCUUACCCCAAAGAUCCUUACUAUGAUAACAAGACAUGUUCCUUCAUAUCGGAGAAGCAGAACUGCUUCAUGCAUGGAAGACCUGACAGAGAUUUUCUCCAUUGGAGAUGGAAACCUGAUGAGUGUGAGCUUCCUCUGUUUGAUGCAACCCUGUUCUUGAAGCUUGUUCAGGGGAAAUCCAUGGUUUUUGUUGGUGACUCUGUUGGGAGAAAUCAGAUGGAAUCAUUGCUCUGCCUCUUGAGUUCUGUUGCUCGUCCUGAGGACAUCACAGGCAGAUACAGAUCCAAAACCGACAUAUAUUUCAAGUGGUGGUUCUACUCCGAUUACAACUUCACACUCACAUUACUAUGGUCCCCAUUUCUUGUCAAAUCCACAAAAACAUAUGUCAACGACAGCUCUUUCUACACCUCUGAGAAACUCUAUCUAGACGAGCCGGAUGAAGCUUGGACCACUGAAAUCGCGAAAUACGACUUCGUGAUUAUCUCAGGUGGCCAAUGGUUCUUCCGGCCACUGACAUUCUACGAAAAUGGCCAAGUCGUGGGGUGUCAAAAAUGCAACAACUCCACAGAGCUCAACUACUACGGUUACCAGCACGCAUACAGAACCGCACUGAGAACAAUUGCGAAUCUCAAAGGUUUCAAGGGGUUGGCGUUUCUUGUGACGCACUCUCCGAACCAUUUUGAGAGUGGACAUUGGAAUACAGGUGGGAGCUGUAACAGGACACGGCCUUAUACAAAAGAAGAGAAAGCUCAGGUUCAUCCUUAUGGCCUUGAGACUCUGCAUCAGAUUCAGGUGGAGGAGUUCGCGACGGCGGAAGAGGAAGCGAGGGAGAAGGGGUUGCGAUUUGAGUUGAUCGAUUUAACGGAGGUGAUGGUGAUGAGGCCUGAUGGGCAUCCUGAUAAAUAUGGGCACGCGAUUGAUAAAGAUGUGAGCGUUAGGGACUGCGUUCACUGGUGUAUGCCUGGGCCUGUUGAUACUUUGAAUGAGAUUUUGCUCUAUAUGAUCAGAACGGGAAGGUGAUGACUGAUGAUAGAUCUUCUGAUUUUGAUUUGGAAUUGUAUAAUGGUGAUUGAAAAUUUGAAACUUUUUUUUAUGAACUUAUAGAGUUAUUGAACUUGAAAUACAGUUUAUUUAAGGUCUAUUAUAUAGUAGGCAAGUUAGAAUUAUCAUGUAAUUGAGUUAUAAAUUGUUUUUAAUUUGAAAAUUGGAGACAAGCUUUUACUUCAUAAGAAAAA